AUGUCUGGCCAGAUCCAUAUAUCAACUCCACACAAAUUCAAAUAUCAACUGAAAGCUAUCAACGCGGGAGCUCAACCACCUCCAGCUCCUGGAAGCCUCUCAGGGCUACUUAAUGUCAGCAACGAUGAACCCGAUCACUUGAAGAAAAAAACUACGAGUCAACUGUGCCCAGGGUAUUUAGGGAGAACUGGGGCCACGCAUCAGUCAUCCAACAAGUCAAACAUGAAGUGUAGCCUCCGGUUGUGUCUUUUGUGCUGCCAGAUGGUCCAACGAGUGCAUGGUUUGACAUGCAACUUCAAGGCCCACUUUUACACGGCUUUGUCUUCUGGAGAUCAACAUCGGUCAAGCCCUGCGAUCAACAACUUUGUACCAUUUCAUUUGAAUGUUUACAAUCAAGGUUCCUCUCAACCCCUAUCUCAACCGACGGUUUUGACUCAACAUUCCUCCCCAUCCCUAGCCGGACCAAGCGGGUCACAGCAACCAAAAUCGAGGCAAAUCCAGUCCGCCCAAGCCAAUCGGGCAGUGACCUCCACCCUAACACCAUCACAGCUAUCCGAAUACCAUGAAAAUCUUAAGGCAGUUGAUCUUGUAGCAAAGAGUCGGGAUGCUGCAAAAAGAGAGGCAGCACGCACAAUUUGGAUUGAGCUUUGGACUAAGCCUGGCUCUAGCACGCUUAUCAAUGCAGAAGCACCCAAUUGGCCCCUUUUUUCACUCCAAGAGUUUCAAAUCAUUCUUGAUAAAUGUAGGAAAGUGACGAGCAACACAGAGGACUGGGAGUCGGAGAUCGAGGUGUGGAACAUGGAACAAUUCCAAUGGGUUUCCCUAGCCCCUACAUGCACUUCAAAGUAUCCUCCAAUCCCGCGCAAAAUACUGGUCCGACUGGAAUCAAUAUCUGAUAGCAAUUGCGUGGGCCUUUCCAAAGCAAUCAUAAAGAUGACCACCGAGGGACCCUAUGAGCCACUUACCACACCGUCUCGGUGCAUCAUCACAAACUCACCAAACCCGCCAAAAAUCGCCAGUUCAAGUUUGAAGUCACCAGUACCAGUACCAGUACCAGCACGAGCACCAGCACCAGCACCAGCAGUCCGUCAUCAUAUUCAACUAGAUGUGGAGACGUCUAUGGAACCAGCCACCCCAGAUAACUCCGAGAUCUCCGAUAUCGAAUGCAUAGGAUCCUCGGAUUUGCAUGUCAAGAAUCAAAGGGCCAAGAGUACUUGGCCCGAUUCUAGGGUAUUGCUCCGCCAAACCCUAAGAUGGCAUCUAUCAUAUGACAGUGAAGGUAGUCCACGAGUUGCCUGGGUCGAGUUCUUUGGAGAUAUGUAUGAUUACGGUCAUACCACGGUGUAUCGAGUCAAGAAUUGGAUUAACCUGGUGGGAGUCAAGAAGUUGGACCUUGACACUCGCGAGAACCCUUCCCUUACCCUCAUCGCAGCUCAGAAGAAGUAUCAGCAAGAGUGGUUGGCAACAAAGACCAAGCAAAAUGAUCAAACAGUUCAACCAAAGCAAAAACAAGAUCGUGAACAUGUUCAACAGCAGGAAUUGAAAAGAAGAAAGGUGGAAGUUGUGGACAACACGCGCUCUGAUGUACAGAUUGUGAACAAUUGA
Melampsora larici-populina 98AG31 is the source of this 1605-nucleotide messenger RNA. RefSeq lists its product as uncharacterized. Bases 1 to 1605 code for a protein of 534 amino acids. NCBI's taxonomy places the organism in Eukaryota, Fungi, Basidiomycota, Pucciniomycetes, Pucciniales, Melampsoraceae. The transcript is spliced from 8 exons. The record is from RefSeq and is a predicted model, not a curated record.